GGCGGCCGCGGCAGCGCUCCCGCCUCUUCCCUCACAGCGCGCUCGGGCCGACUGCAGCCACCGCGCCGCGGCCAUGAGUGAGGCAGAAGUGAAUCCCAAAGCUUACCCGCUGGCUGAUGCACAGCUCACCAAAACGCUGCUGGACCUUGUGCAGCAAUCCUGCAACUAUAAGCAGCUACGCAAGGGAGCCAAUGAAGCCACCAAAACACUGAACAGAGGGAUAGCAGAGUUCAUUGUGAUGGCAGCAGAUGCAGAGCCCUUGGAGAUCAUCCUGCACCUCCCUCUUCUGUGCGAGGACAAGAACGUGCCGUACGUGUUCGUGCGCUCCAAGCAAGCCCUGGGCCGCGCGUGCGGCGUUUCCCGGCCCGUCAUCGCCUGCUCCAUCACCAUCAAGGAGGGCUCACAGCUAAAGCCUCAGAUCCAGUCUGUACAACAAGCCAUAGAAAGACUCUUGGUCUAAGUGCCCAUGCGAGUGUGUGUGUGAAAUAGAAAGUGCAAAUUAGGGGAAAUUAUUGUUUAGCUUCAGUUGAGACGAUAGUUUUGAUAUCAAUGUUUCAUUUUAAAAUGCCACAUUUUUGUUUAAUAAUGGCUUAAUUCUUAGUGUUUCCGCCUCCUAUCCCCCCACUUUUUUAUUAUUCCACUCCAACAUUUUCAUUCUCAUUGUAUUACUUCUUGAAAAGUGACUGUACAACUGUGUUUCCUGUUUUAUGUUUGAAAGAAGGACAGAAAAAACAAAGUCCUCCCCUUGUCUUCCUGUCUGCCUGCUCAGGGCUUUUUUAACCCACCCAUCAGCUUUCUCUGUGGUGCACUAUUUCUGCCAAGCUUGAGCCUCCAGCAGCUGUGAGUAACUCUGCAUUUCUGAACGGUUGAGGCUACUGAGGAAAAGGUUCCCUGUGAUCAGGCUGCUGGAGUCAGUAAGUAAUGGAGCAGCAUAGGCAGGUAUAAAGCAGGCAGCAGCUACUGUGUAGCAGCAGAUAGAGCCAAGAGCAGCACAGCCCUUGUUCUUGAAACCUGACAAGAGACUUCUCUUAGAGAUGCAUGGCAAGCAGAAAUCUUAUGGCAGUACGCAAGGGGAAGAACUCUCUUAAUUUGAUUAUUUUUAAAUAGUGACUUUUUAAGAAAAAAUAAAAUUGCUGCAAAGCUAAAUAGAAUUGUCAUUCCCUUGGUGAAGUAUUUGCAACUAACUGGAAUGUUUCUGCUUGUAAAGCUGACCUGCUCACAGGUUGCCUAAAGGCUAUUGCAGUGCAGUAAUUUGUUCUCUUUCAGUUUCCUUUGCAUGGACUGUUACCAUUGAGGUUGGGCUUCCUAGAGAAGUUAAGCACAAAACACAUGGCAGAGAGCAGCCUGUUGUGGCUGAUGAGUACCCUACAUCUGACUGUUAAUUACAAAAAGUGCCAUGCUUUUUAACUACUGCACUCUAUAGUCCCCUGACUGAAGAUGCCAAGGAAACAGAGAACAAAUCAUUUUUCAGAUAAAUUAAUACAUGUCUCAAGAACAGAAUGCUGAUCAUCUCAUGUCCUGGAAAAACAGCAUGGAGCACCAACAGCAGUCUGGAUCAGUGGUGGUUUUAUGGAUCUAGUUUUAGUUAAAUACAUAUUGUAUAAUAAAUGCACUUCUGCUCUAAUCAGAAGUUUAAACCUUUGUGUUGGAAUAUCAAACCUGUUUUCUAUUGCAGGAUGCCAAAGCAAAAUAGUGUGGAAACUCCAUUGGGUGUAAUAGCAGAAUGGAAAAUAAAAUUUUCUGUAAUGUUUCCACAGAGGCACUAACUUCAUACCUUUCAUAAGUACAUCCCAAGCAGCUGAAGUGAGCUUAUGAAAGACUGAAGACAUCACGUUUGUAUAUUUUAGUAAAUGGCUGAUACCAGUAAUCCUUGCUGAGAUGAACUUGAUCCAAAUACUUCAGAAUCCUUUUAUUUGUAUGAGGUUUAGAAGGGCUCCUGUUCCCUUCUACUGAUGCUGACUGUUGAGCUAGUUGUGUUAAGAGCUACAGCUUUGCCAAGGAUUUGCCCUGCUGUACCAAGGCAGAUGAUGUAAGAGAAAGCACACAAGGAGCAGAAAUAAAGGAUACUUGAGCAAGCAAAACUGUCUUUUUCU
Molecule: messenger RNA, 2093 nt
Organism: Melozone crissalis (California towhee)
Lineage: Eukaryota; Metazoa; Chordata; Aves; Passeriformes; Passerellidae
Gene: SNU13
Product: small nuclear ribonucleoprotein 13
Exons: 3
Coding region: 74-460 (128 amino acids)
Biological process (GO): maturation of SSU-rRNA; ribosome biogenesis; mRNA splicing, via spliceosome
Cellular component (GO): box C/D methylation guide snoRNP complex; nucleolus; small-subunit processome
Molecular function (GO): RNA binding
Source: RefSeq, a predicted model, not a curated record